CGUAGAAGACUGAUGUUCUGAUGCAACAGGACAGCUUGGACCACAAGACACUCUUCCAUCCAUGAAAAUAGAAUGAUUCAUAAUUUUUCUGAGACGUAGACGUAACUUCUUAGAAUGUGAGAUGCGUUGUUUACUAUAUAUUUGUGUUCUUGCCCCCGCCAACUGACCACUCUGUGAUGUCCAGCCAUCCAGUGAGUGAGGCGGUCGCCAGAGCAGGUGUUUGGCUUGUGUGACUGCAAGACGUUGAAGCCACUUCGAAGCAACAUCUCGGACCGACCCACCCAGACCCCCAGCUGUUCCUGAGACCGGGAGGCGUUUCCAUAACCAGAAUGCAUCGUUUUUCAUCAACGGAGAGAAUAGUAAUCCUCUCUUGAGUGGGAGAUGGACACGGCGUGAGCAGAUCCGCUGGGUCCCUGUGUCUCUCAGGAUAUCCUCCCUCCGUCGACACCAUGCCGUACCAUGAUGAGGAGCACCCCGGCCAGCCGCUGUGGCAGUCCGUGCUGAUGUUCUGCUGCAAGGGCAUGAUCGAAGGCAUCAUGGUCAUCCUCUUCUUCUGGCUCCUGGUGCAGGUCCUGUUCACCAAACAAUUAGAAGUCCAGCUCCAGAUCCUCCUCUUGUCGGGCCUGAUAGUCUUCUGCCUGUGUCUGGUGCUGGGCUGUGCCCUCUGCUGGCGGAGCACCCGGACCCCGUCGUCCGAUCCCAAAGAGCGCGGGACGACGGUCGCCCCGGCCCCCGAGGAGCCCGUCGCCCGUCCCCAGGACCCGCCCCCGCCGGCUCCCUCAGCCGCCGCCGCGGGGCCGCCGUACGACGAGCUGGACGGCGACAUUCUGGAAUACCCCUCCACCUCCUGCUGCUCCACGCCUUCGGAGGACGUGUUCGCCUCCCUGACCUCGUCGCCCUGCGCCCGCUCGUCUCCCCGCGGCACGCCGCUGUGUCCGUCGGCUCGGCCCGCCGAGCGCGGCCGCGCCUCCCUGCCUUCCUUCCCCAGGCUGGGGCUGUGGUCCAAGACGCGUCGGAUCCUGGAGCGCCGCUGCACGGUGACGGGGGACCAGGUCUCGUACAGCGAGCGCCUGCGGCUCACCGGCCCCGGGGGGGCCUCCCCGCCCACGGCGGAGGAGCCCAUCCCCCUGGCGCCGCUGUACUACGGCUCCGGACGUGCCGCCACGCCCGCCGCCGGCGCCAGCGCCAGCCCCUGGAUCCACUUCACCGUGGCCUUCUCCCCGGAGCAGCGCGCGCUGACCGUCACCAUCCACAGCCUUACGGGAACCAGCUACCGCCUGGAGGACGUGUGGGCCGAGGGCAGCCUGUGCCCCGGGACUGGGAAGGCCUCUGGGCAUAAUGGCGGCCUGGACUCCCAGCCCCAGAGUCUGGUGCUGGUGCUGACUGUGAGCUCUGUGGAGGAGCUCCGACGCGGCACGCUCAGACUGUCUCUGCACACGCAGCAUCGCCCCCCCCGGCCCGAGGGCUCCCUUCUGGGGGAGCUGGAGGUCCAGUGUGCAGACAAAGACUGGACAGCGGAUCGUCCGAUCCACUUCACUAAAGAACUCAGUGGCACCAAGUGUGCACGGAAAAUGAGUGUGAACUCCGUGGAAGCGCCGCCGUUGAGCAAGCCGGGGCUUAGUUGCUCGCCGCAGAUCUUAGCUCAACUCUUCAUUCUGCUUCAGUAUCAGACCCUUGCCCAUCGCGUCAAAGCCAUGGUCCUUAAAGUAGCCCAGCAAGACAGCCUCUCCCACUGGCCUGCUGCUCCAGGUAAGGGAAUUGCGUGACGUCAACAGUGGAUGUGUCAAAACGGAAGGCAGCGGACUCGGAUUUAACAGAGUGGUUCAAAGGGCAUGCAGGCGUGCAAUACUGCUUUACAAUAGAUGUAUUAUGUAAGCAGUGGGAGUUGCGCUCGAUUUUUCUUUUCAAGCACAGAGGUAAAGUAAGUCCCUAUGUUUGCUUUUAAUGUUUGGAGAUUAAAUGUUGUCCUACAGCAUCAGACAGGAUGAGGAUCAUCCCCCUUUUUUAAUGACAUGGUCCAGUAAUCCCUCUCUCACUAUUUACAAUCCUCCAGACAAUGUCCCUGUGCUCUGUAAAGAACACAUCUCUGAUUCAACUCAUCAAGCAGAGCUCUGACAUGACAUUAACCUGUCCCGGCAGACACACAUGCCAUAUACAAACUGUUUAACUUCCAUUAACAAUGACUGGAAGGUCAAUAAUAUCACAUAAUUCAUCAUAACUAGUAAAAGGUUUAUAAGAUAAGAGAAGAUGGUACUUUAUUAAUCUCUGACGGGGUUUUCAGUAAUAUAUCAUUGUGGGAAUUGGGGAAAGAAAAUUUAAACUAUUCAAAUUGAAAUGAUCGCAGGACAAUUAGAGAAUGUGCUAGGUUGAAUAAAAUACUCUGUCGUCAAUCAUGCAACAGUUUGCGCCUGUGUGUAUUGCUGUAGGCUACCAGAUGGUGAUGAACUUGCACCAUGAAGGCACGUUGAUCUCCACCAAACAGACUUCAGGGUGGAACACCCCUUUCCUCUUUGACCUCCCUCCAGGAGAACUCAGUCUCAUGCAUAUAAACAUGGAGCUC
Gadus morhua (Atlantic cod) is the source of this 2560-nucleotide messenger RNA. RefSeq names its product synaptotagmin XVIIIb (gene syt18b). NCBI's taxonomy places the organism in Eukaryota, Metazoa, Chordata, Actinopteri, Gadiformes, Gadidae. The transcript is spliced from 3 exons. The record is from RefSeq and is a predicted model, not a curated record. The coding region runs from base 450 to 1766 and encodes 438 amino acids.